Messenger RNA from Ectocarpus sp. CCAP 1310/34, 2345 nucleotides. The record is from the annotation of a GenBank genome assembly. Lineage: Eukaryota; Phaeophyceae; Ectocarpales; Ectocarpaceae.
CUGUGGUCGUACGGCUGUGGAUGUGCAUCAGUGAUAACUGGUACUUCACAUCCACCCCGAACAAAUCACUGCACAACACAGAGCAGCUAGCACAGCAGUUCGUGAUACGGACAGGGGACACCGGAGGAACCAAGUGCACCGAGCUGCAGCUGGCGAGUGUGCACUGGCAUCGCCCAUUCAGAGGGGAAGAGAGAACGGUGGGCAACGCUGCGGCUGCAAUGAGAGCGGCUAGCAGAAAGCAGCAGCAAUCACGGCAACCACGCAAUAGCACCACCGCCUGCGUGGUGACGCUGUUGAGCGGCGGCGGAGGCUCGAUGGCGGCGGCAGCAGCAGCGUACACGCCGUCCAGGUCAUCUCGCGCGUCCUCUCUAGCAGCAGGUGUCCUGCCUGCUUUCGCGGCCCGGGUAUCUUCUUCUCUGGCGAGCAAGCGCAACCAUGGCGAGCGUGAGGUGGGAUCUGGGAGGUCCUCGCUAGUUGCAGUUGGACGGAGAACGAGCAGCAGAGGCCGCCGCACCAACGACCGAGGGGUGUCAACGGCUGUGUCGAUGUCGGCUGAGGUCUGGAAGAUACAGCCGUGGGGGUUAGGCCUUCUUGGUGGUGCGUUCUCACGGGCAGGGGGGUGGCCUCCAGCUGUCGGUGACAGGAGGCGAACGCUUGCGAUCUCGGCAGCGACGACCGAGGGGGGGAGGCGCUUCGACUCUGCGGAGCUGCUCAAGAUGGGCUACAGGGACUUGCAGAAGCUCGCCAAAGAAAACGAUGUACGCGCUAACCAGGCCGGAGAAGCCAUCGUCAACGACCUCUUGGCUCUGGGGGCUAAUCCAGCCAAAGGGCCGGAUAGCAACGGAGAAGAUGUCGCGGUCCCUGCGAUGCGGGAGUCGUCGGAUUGGGUUGCCGGCGUCCUUGAUGAAGACAUCAUGGCAGGGGUUGAUCUCGAGGCGGACGGCGAAGACGACGCUGACGGCGAAGACAGUGAAACUUACGCUCAAGCUGUCAAGAGGGCUACCUCGGGCAAAUUUACCGCCACCGACAUGGAGGGGCUCAAGGGCGGGGUGGACCGGGGGGAUGGGUGGGUGACCUUCAAGCUGGGGAAAGGGGAUUCGCUCGGUCUUGACGGGGAGGGUGACGACGACUACUUCGACGACGAUGACGAUUAUGACGACGAGGAUGGUGGCGGGGGCGAUGACAUGGACGCUCGUAUACGGGACGCGGAAGCGUCAAGGUUCCGACUGUCUCCGGAGAUGAUGGCCUCCAGCGCGGAGGACUUCGGGUUCGGUCGAGACGCGGCAGACCUCGAGAAGCUGACGAUUACCGUCCCGACGGGUUGCUGCCCCGGCUGCGGGAGCAAGUUCCAAUCCGACGACCCGGCAAGCCCCGGGUUUCUUCAGCUCGACAAGCUCGACGACCUGCUUGGUAACGAAGGGGUGGCUGCUACGGUGACGACGGCAGAGGACACAAGAGAAGCAGCAGCGGUGGCGACGGACGAGGCAGACAUGGACCCGGAAGCAUGGCUGGAGGCGCAGUCCGACAUCAACACCGACCUAGACUUCGACCUGGAUCUAGCCGAUGAGGACGAUGAGGAUGAUGGAGGCGACCCUAGGGGGGAGUUGGUAGAUAGGUCGUACGGAUCUCCGGCCGGAGGAGGGGGAGGGCUGGGACGAGCCUCGAGAGACACAGCGGUGCUAGCCGGACGCACACCGUCAACAGCAGCAGCAGCAGCAGGAGCAACGGAGUUGUCAUCAAAGGAGGCGGUGGCGGGGUGGGGGCUACCGGGGACGGGGAUGGCGACCUUAGAUGAGGAAGGCGAAGAGGAGCAAGAGAAGCUGCUCGUGUGCCAGAGGUGCUACCGGCUGAGGAAUUACGGAAGCAUGGAGGACACCCUGAGACCCGGGUUUUCGGAAAGUGACCUGCUGACCCCGCAGCGAUUUCUGGAGCUCCUGGGCAGCAUCCGAAAGCAGCGUUGCCUCAUCAUCUACCUGGUGGAUCUCUUCGACUUCCACGGCACCUUCCUCUACAACCUGCCCAAGAUCACAGGAAACAACCCCGUUAUUGUAGCCGGUAACAAAGUGGAUCUGCUGCCGAAGGACCUCAAGAGGCAAAGGGUCACCAAGUGGGUGCGCGACAAGUGCCGCGAGUCCGGGCUUCCGGACAUGGAGAUGAGGGACGUCCACCUCGUCAGCUGCAAGCACGGCGUCGGUAUCCCGCCGCUGAUGCGCAAGGCGAGGGAACAAGCAUUAAGAGGAAAACGCGAUAUUUACGUUCUCGGGGCGGCUAACGUCGGCAAGAGUACCUUCAUCAACUACAUCAUCGAAGACAGGUGCUGCAGCAGCAUAGAGUACACCGUGUGA